This is a messenger RNA of Prunus armeniaca (apricot), 267 nucleotides long. Lineage: Eukaryota; Viridiplantae; Streptophyta; Magnoliopsida; Rosales; Rosaceae. The record is from the annotation of a GenBank genome assembly.
AUGGCUCUUGCCCUCUGCAAUUGCUUGGAGAAGAUGGUGAUUGGACCAAAGACCAAUUUUGGGCUGCCAUCAAAUUCGUUAAACAUACUUUCAGAUUCCAAUAACUCUAGGAUUUGCAAUUUGGAUAUUGGGUUCUGGGUUUUGAAUUUUGAGGGGUUACCAAUGGUGGAAACUGCUACCGUGAAGGAGAUUGUCUUAACUGUGGAAUUGAAAACCAAUCUCUUAGGUUUUAUAUUUACUUUAAUGCCUAGUGGAGGAUCUAUUUGA